AUGGGAGGUUCCUUCGGCGUAUCAACUAUACCUCGCUCGCGGGCAGCAUCCAGCGGGCCUCUCGCACCCCCCAAGUCUGAAACACCCGUCCCCGGCCUGGGAGGAAGCCCGUCGAACACCGGUGGUCCUGGUACCCCUCGACUGGGGGAUGGAGGCCGCCCGUUGAACGUCACGGAUGCGCUGAGCUAUUUGGACGCGGUGAAGAUACAGUUUGCGGAGAAGCCGGAUGUCUACAAUCAGUUUUUGGAUAUAAUGAAGGAUUUCAAGAGCCAGCUGAUCGACACACCAGGCGUCAUCGAACGCGUCUCCAUGCUCUUUCACGGAAACCCCGGCCUCAUACAAGGAUUUAAUACCUUCCUUCCGCCGGGCUACCACAUAAAUUGUUCCACUGACCCUCACGACGUGAACCUCAUUACCGUCACGACACCCACUGGUACAACCACUUCCACCAUCCCGACACCGGCUUUUGGACUCGUGAACGCGUCUCCGUUUGUACCUCAAGUAGCCCAGCUUCACGCGCCGUUGCAUACCAUCUCAGAUAUCCCCUCUGCAUCUGGCUCACGGCCUCCAUCCCCACAUGGCCGACCUUCAACUGCUCCCAUCUACUAUGACCCUCUUGCAUCUUAUUCACCAGGACCUCAGGGAGUUUCCACGACUGCUCACGCAGCGUCUGUGCUGGGCAAUAUGAGUAACAAGAGCCAGAACGCGGUCGAGAGAGCACAACAAAGUGGAGAGUUCGACCAUGCUAUCCAGUACUUGAACAAAAUCAAAACGAGAUACCCCGAUGAACCGAAUACGUACAAGCAGUUCUUGGAGAUUCUGCAAAACUACCGCAAAGAGCAGCAGAUUUACCUGAAGGAAGUUUACGUCCAGGUCCAAGUCCUUUUCAAAGACACCCCCGAUCUGCUUGGCGAGUUCAAAGACUUCCUGCCUGAGAUGUCCGCCACUCGAGCAGUGCCACUCGUCGGCAUACUGCCGCACCCACAAAACUCUACAGCAACGAGCGUUUGGAACCAUGAGGCUGCUCCCCCAUCCCCUGCUCGAAAGGAAGUGCCUCCAUCUAGACGUCGGAAGAGAGAGGCGGGGAAGGAAUCUCAGCGGGCUGAACCUGGACGAGUGAGUUGCCUUGUGCAUUUCAGCCUCGCGCCGCGCGCAUCGACUAACGGUCUUCGCGCACAGGAUAAUAGAAAGAAACAAAGGGUCAGGCCUGCAAAGGGCCAUGCGCAGUCUCCGACGUUCACCAGCUUCCCCGCACCGGCUUCACCUGUACCAGGUCCAUCCCACCUGCGCCAGUCGGCGUCUUUCUCUACACCGGCGUUCCCGGGCAUACACGUCCACGAGACCUUCAGUUGGGUAGACUCGCCAAACCUAGCUGCGGCAACUGGUCCCAGCUCAGCAGCUCAUGACGAGCAGCAGUUCUUCGACCGAGCCAAGAGGACCCUCGAACCCCGGGAAACGUGGGAAGACUUUUUUAAAUUGCUGAAUAUGUACUCGAAGGAUAUCAUCGAUACCAAGCAGCUGAUUGCGAGCGCGGAACUGUUUCUCGGGCAUGGCGAGCUGCUGGCACAGUUCAAGGCACUCCUCGGUUGGGACGACAAGCGGGAAAGUGUGGAAUAUGGACCGCCGUUCAGCAUUCGGACAGGCCCGCCUGAACUAAUUCCACCUGCCCCAGUGGACGAUGGGGGAGGGCCGAGCUAUCGUCGACUGCCCGAUAGUGAGGCAAGGCUGGCCACAUCUGGCCGAGAUCAACUGGCUCGAUCCGUGCUCAACGACGAAUGGGUCUCCCACCCUACCUGGGCAUCCGAAGACGGUGGCUUCGUAACACACAAGAAGAACACUUUCGAAGAGUCGAUGCACAAGACCGAGGACGAGCGCCACGAGUAUGAGAUACAUUUCGAGGGCAUCAUCCGUACGAUCGUUAUUCUGGAGUCGCUGAAUGCUCGGAUCGAGGAGAUGUCGCAUGAAGAGCGAACACAGUUUCGAUUGAAGCCUGAUCUCGGAGGGGAGAGCAAAUGCAUCUAUCAGCGUACGAUCAAAAAGAUUUAUGGGAAGGACGCUGGGUCGGAGGUUUAUCAGGCCCUUCAGGACGUUCCGAGCGUCACCGUGCCUGUCGUUCUCCAGCGGCUGAAGCAAAAGUGCGAUGAAUGGCGUCGUGCGCAGCGGGCCUGGGGCAUUACUUGGCGGCAGACCGAGGCGAAGCAUUUUUACAAGUCGCUGGAUCAAAUGGGGAUCAACUUCAAAGCAAAUGACAAGAAGAACACCACCAACAAGUCGCUCGUCAUGGAAAUCGAGGGCAUCAAAGCAGAGCAGCUUCAGGAGAUGGAGCUUGAGGGAAAACCCACCUUCAUUUUCGGCUCGCCCGGGCACCAGCUCGAGUAUAGCUUCCAGGACACGGCCGUCCUUCAGGAUUCGCUCAAGCUGGUCUAUUCAUAUCUCGACCAUAAUCAAGCGGUUUACAGUCAGCAGGAGAGGCGUAGCGUGGAGAAGUUCCUGCGUGUGUUCGUACCCACCCUGUGCAUGUUCCCCCUUCCGGAGUUCAAUGCGGCUUGCGGGCCACUCGACCUCGAACAGGACGACGAUGACUCGGGCGAUGAGCACACGGGCGCUGCCGAUACAUUGGAGGAGACAAGUCCACACCGAGGUGGGCGCCGGUCUGCGGGCACCGGUAAUGCCAGUGGUGGUGUACACCCUGCCGACCUCCGGAAGAAGCUACUGAAGACUGCUCAAGAGAAAUGGACUGCUCGAAAGGGACAGACUCCUUCUGUCGCAGGCUCCAGAGCGGCGUCCCCCGUGGUGGACGAUCUGCAGCCGAGUGGGUCGCGUGAGGGACAGAGAGCACCCACCCAACCUGCGGACGUCUGGAUACGGGAGAGCCUUACGGAUGAAAUCAAAUCUAUUCGCGAGGCUCCGGUGAGCAAACGUCCGUUCUUCGCGAAUACGACGCUGUACACGCUCUUGCGGCUGCUCCAGCUGCUCUAUUCUCGGCUAUCGAUUUGCAAGGAGGUCGGCGCAAAGCAUGCGAGCCAGAAGUUUGAGCAUCUCCUUGCUAACCCCAUCGCGGUAGAGCUGGGUCUGGAAGACGCGCAAGGCCCGUCUGCGGUACUCGACCAGAUACUGGAAACCGUACAGGACCAGGAUCUGACCGAAGACUCGAAUGUGCUCUACAUGUAUCUCCUGGACUCGUGCGAGAAACUGUUCGACGGUGAGAUGGACCAGGCUACUUUUGAGGAGCACAUGCGAUGGUUCUUUGGAACCAAGGCGUUCCAUCUUUAUACCGUUGAUAAAGUCAUCGCGGCGCUCAUCAAGCAGGUUCAGACGGUCGUGACAGACAACAAGUGCCAGGAACUGUGGUAUUUUCUGAAGAAGGCAAGAUCGGAGAACAGCUUUACACAGCAGGAUGUCAUGCGAUAUAGACGCGCCGCAGAGCGUCACGUUGGGUCCGAUGACAACCUUUACGGAGUUGAAUGGGAUGCCGGGUCCAAAGCGAUGCGCAUUCAAUUGGUGGGUGCGGAUGAAGCCAGCGUGAACGAUGGCGGUACGAGCGUCGGCCGAUGGAGGGAGUACGUCGAGAGCUACGUGAUGGACCAUCCCACGGAGUGGGUGGGCGGGGCAGGCGUCCGUAGAUCAAAGGCGACGAGCCCGAUUUUCCUUAAACGGUGGGCAAACCGACGGGAACACCUGACAUCGGAUGAUCUAGGAUCGCGGGAGACGGUGACGACGGAAGGGAACCUGGGGAUCCGGGUGAGCCUGGGGAGCUACAAGUUGUUCUACGAGGCGGGGACGGAGGAGACGGUGUGGCGGCGGCGGGGACGGGAGGAGGAGGCUGCUGUGUUGGCGAACGCGUCGGCACGAGAGGAGGAGCGGCGACGGAGCCGGUGGUUAGCAUGA
Molecule: messenger RNA, 3888 nt
Organism: Heterobasidion irregulare TC 32-1
Lineage: Eukaryota; Fungi; Basidiomycota; Agaricomycetes; Russulales; Bondarzewiaceae
Exons: 10
Coding region: 1-3888 (1295 amino acids)
Biological process (GO): negative regulation of transcription by RNA polymerase II
Cellular component (GO): chromatin; Sin3-type complex
Molecular function (GO): transcription corepressor activity
Source: RefSeq, a predicted model, not a curated record